AUGAGUCUUGACUCGCACCUCCCGACUUUCUCGGUAGGAAUUUCACAACUACUAGCUGAGAGGAACCCCCGACAAUCUAGUAUAAAAGUCGAGGAACAAGCGCCAUUAUCCGCAUAUUUGCCGAUUCCCAAUGACAACCAGACUCAUACGACAGUCCAACCCGAAUUAUUUAAAGCAGAAGACGCCGCAGUAUACCAACGAGAAUCUCAGAGUUGGGAUCACAACGAAAACGGCAUUGCUAUCACAGAGUCAGCCACCGCAAACCAACGCUCCGGCGACUUUAAAGCAGAGAACGACGGAGAGUUUGACGAAGACCUAAGCAACGACGAAGAAAUAGCAGACGGAGUGGGAAUUUCUGAUCCAACGACUGAUAAGAAGAGAAUGAAGCGUUUCCGACUUACCCACAAUCAAACCCGAUUUUUAAUGAGCGAGUUCACUCGACAGGCACAUCCGGAUGCAUCCCACCGUGAACGCCUGUCACGGGAAAUUCCAGGCCUGAGUCCGCGUCAGGUGCAAGUCUGGUUCCAAAAUAGACGAGCCAAGUUGAAGCGACUCACGAGCCAGGACCGAGACCGAGUGCUUAAAUCCCGAGCUCUCCCCGACCAUUUCGAUAGAACCAAAAUGUUGCACCAUCCCUACGACUCCAAACCAGGCUCUGGUUCGUCUUCAAAAUCCACAAACUCUGGCGGAUCCUCGGCUGCACGCGGCGGCGGGAAGCCUUUGGUUAUCGACACUCUUAAAAGAGCUUCGACAGACAACCUAUCUGUUUCUAAUACAGCAGCAUCGAGUUAUGGGAAUUAUAUCCAGUCUCCUGCUCCAGGUAGUAUAUCUGAGUCGCUCUCCCCUACAUCAAACACCGGAAACAGGACGGCAAUUCAUGGGGAAAGUGCCAGUCUGCCCGGGAUCGCAGGCAUGCACCAGUCAAAUUUUCCUGGUUAUGCUCGGUCUCAUAGUCUUUCCACCUCAUACAUCGGCUCCUGGCAGCAGUUCCACACCCACGGCUUACCAAUAUCACAAUCCGAUUCUGGCAUGAAACAGGACGUCAUGAACACUAUUCUCCGCCCAGGGAUGGGCUACCCAGAACUUGGGGGUUCGAUAUCAGACGCAUCGUCUUAUGACCGAAACUCUUCUUUAGCAAGUUCGACGGGUCAAAGCGAUGCACAACCGGGGUUGGCAUACCAUGGUAUUUCUACCUCGCCUGGUCAGUUUUCGUAUACUGAUAACCGAACAGGGCAGUCACACCAUGUCCAAAAUGAACGGUUUACCCCGUCCACCCAAGCGGUGGCUGAGUCGCCCAGUGGCUUUUCCCCAGUCAGCUUCCGACCAUUUCCACCUUUACAAACUGGUCAUCUACCGCCUGCGGUAGAUUAUCAAGUUUCGCCUUUUACCACGACUUUUAACUAUGAUCCGUUUUAUCAAUAUGCGCAAGACAACGCAUCUACCGUCAGUUUGCCGGCCUCGUACAUGCGAUCGGAAGCCAACUACAAUUCCCCGCACGGCUUCUCAUCAUAG
This is a messenger RNA of Talaromyces rugulosus, 1512 nucleotides long. RefSeq lists its product as uncharacterized. Gene Ontology annotation, molecular function: DNA-binding transcription factor activity, RNA polymerase II-specific; RNA polymerase II transcription regulatory region sequence-specific DNA binding. The transcript is spliced from 3 exons. The coding region runs from base 1 to 1512 and encodes 503 amino acids. The record is from RefSeq and is a predicted model, not a curated record. Gene Ontology annotation, biological process: regulation of transcription by RNA polymerase II. Lineage: Eukaryota; Fungi; Ascomycota; Eurotiomycetes; Eurotiales; Trichocomaceae.